Puntigrus tetrazona (Sumatra barb) is the source of this 663-nucleotide messenger RNA. Its product is annotated as cytochrome c oxidase subunit 5B, mitochondrial. Bases 62 to 442 code for a protein of 126 amino acids. NCBI's taxonomy places the organism in Eukaryota, Metazoa, Chordata, Actinopteri, Cypriniformes, Cyprinidae. Gene Ontology annotation, cellular component: mitochondrial envelope. The transcript has 4 exons. The record is from RefSeq and is a predicted model, not a curated record. Gene Ontology annotation, biological process: mitochondrial electron transport, cytochrome c to oxygen.
UACGUCAACGCCUCUUUGACGUCAUCAGCCCGUUUCUGGUAGUUUUUGGGAAGAGGAAGACAUGGCCGCAAGGUUACUUCUGAGAAGCGCCGUCCGGGCCGCCGUGACCCGCAGGGCCUCUCCGGUGGUCGCGCUGAGCAGAGGGAUGGCGGCGGGGGGCAUUCCCACCGACGAGGAGCAGGCAACUGGACUCGAGAAGAAGAUUAUGGAUGCUAUGAAAACAGGCACAGAUCCAUUCAGCAUGCUGAAGCCCAAGGAGUAUGCCGGGUCGAAGUCGGACCCCCAUCUCGUACCGUCCAUCACCAACAAAAGAAUCGUCGGUUGUGUCUGUGAGGAGGAUAACACCGCUGUGGUUUGGUUCUGGCUCCAUGAGGGUGAAGCCCAGCGCUGUCCCUCGUGCGGCUCACAUUACAAGCUGGUGCCUCACGAGCUUCCUCACUGAUCCUGCUGCCUCCAUCGCGGCGUCACAUCCCAGAAUUCCAGAGACGUCUUGACCUCAUUUCAUUUUUGUCUUUUUGCAAAGAAGUAUAGGAGACGUAACCUCUCCUCCUCCUGGUGUGGGACACAACAUUUGAACAAUUCCUAAAAAACAGUUUACUUAAAUUAUUGGAGUGUAUCUUUAGCGUUUGGUCUGGUUACACCUAAUAAACAUGCUUACUCUGA